Molecule: messenger RNA, 1393 nt
Organism: Anolis sagrei ordinatus
Lineage: Eukaryota; Metazoa; Chordata; Lepidosauria; Squamata; Anolidae
Product: sulfotransferase 6B1-like
Biological process (GO): sulfation
Cellular component (GO): cytoplasm
Molecular function (GO): sulfotransferase activity
Source: RefSeq, a predicted model, not a curated record
AUGGCCAAGGACAGGAAACAUAUUAUUGAAUUCCUUGAUAUGAUGUUGAUUAAUGGUUCAAAGCUAUCCGCAGAAGAGAAACUCUGUUCUUACAAGGGAGUUUUGUAUCCUGUUACUAUUUGCCGCCCUGAAACUUUACAAGCUCUUGAAACUUUUGAGGCCAGGGAAGAUGAUGUGAUCAUGACAGGAUAUCCUAAAUGUGGUACCCACUGGCUUGAAUACAUCCUAAAUGACAUGUCUGUCAUGGCUGCAAAAUAUACAGAAGAGGAAAAGAAAAAGAGGAUCGAACUUGAGAGGGAACUGGAAAUUACUUCACGUUUAGAAUUUGGUGAUCCAGGCAAAUUCAAGAGAAUGGAAAAUCUACCUUCAAGAAGGAUUAUAAUUACUCACCUUACUCCCAAUAUACUGCCGAAGUCUGCUUUCAAAAAUAAAGCCAAGAUACUGGUACUGAUUCGAAAUCCAAAGGACACAUUGGCGUCUUUUUUUCAUUUUAACAACAAGGUGCCAACCUUCCCUACAAAAACAUGGGAUGAGUUUUUCACAGAUUUUAUGAGUGGAAAAGUGAGCUGGGGAUCCUACUUUGACUUUGUUAAAGAAUGGGACAAGUACAUUGAUGAUGAAAAUGUCACAUCUGUAACUUAUGAAGAGCUAAAGGAGAAUCCAAACUUGGAAGUGAAAAGAAUAGCUACAUUUCUUGGAUACUCCCUGACUGAAGAUGAGAUUCAAAACAUUAUAGAAAAAAGCAGCUUCAAAACUAUGAAACAAAAUGGACAAGAAAUCCUUGGAACAUUUGGAGAUCUUCUUUUCCGCAAAGGGUUUGUUGGUGACUGGAAAAUGUUGCUCUCAGAAUCCCAAAAUCAAGAAAUGGAUAGAAAAUUUGAAGAGCAUUUAACUGGUACUAAAUUAGGAGAACGAAUAAAGUAUGGCAUUUACUGCAAAACCUGAGGAGUCAGUCUUCAACUCCCUCACAUUGGAGGCCUUUCUAUCUGCAGAAUUGCUUCUUGAAUUGUUACAUGUGGUAGCUUUUAACAAUUUAUUCUCAGGAACCAGAUCCAACAUCUUAAAUUGUGAACAAAUCACUUUCCUUUUUCUUUCAUUAAAACUUGAAAUUGAUAGGUUGAGAAGGCAGUUUUGAAUUGCAUUGCCACCUUCACUCUCCAGUAUGCCUCCUAUCCCCUAAAUUUAACUCCCUGAAACCCCAACCAGUUUGACCAAGAUUCAGGAAGCAAAAACCUGGACACUUGGAAAAUCAAAUAGGUAUGGUCAUUUUUAGUGCUGUCUGGUUUGACAAUGCUAUCAGAUAACCUUUUAUUUCUUUUGCUGUGAGAAUAAUGAAUAGAAACAAAUACCUGCUUUUAACAGAAAUUACUGAAAGAUAUCCUUAGAUUAGUUG